CCUACUUAACUCGCCUGCCCUGCGACUUGGUUAACGGGCCCUUUUAUUAUCCCCACGAUACCGUGAGGUCGGGAAACACUUGCGACGGUUCGCAUGGGGAAAAAGAUAAUAAUUUUAUCCCCAACAACGGCCGUGGCGAUAACGACGACGACGACGACGACAAGAAACGCUCGGCAUCAUGGCGGCUGCGCGCAAGCCUUCGUUACUUCACUGGGUCCUCGCCCUCUUCUUCUCGCUCCUCUCGCUCCUCUUUGUCCUCGUCAUUCUGCUAUCCGGCGUGGGUGGCCGCGUCGUGGCCGAGUACAUGACCAUCGACACAAGCGGUCUCAGCAUCCCCGCGAAACUCAGCAGCUCCGUGCUGCUCACGGACAUAUCCACUGUGUCGGGCCAGGACUGGGUCGGCUCGGACGCGAGCGCGGCCUCGCUCGGGCUGGCCGACACCUACACGCUGAGCCUGCUGACGGCGUGCGCGCACGACCGCGACGGCGGCGAGACGACGUGCGGCGCGCCCGAGAUCGGGUUCAACUUCGACCCCGGCGCCGACCUGCGGCUCGACAGCACCUCGGUCCGCAGCACCUUCUCGGCCGCAUACUCGGACGAGCUGCAGACUUACGCCCGCGUCGCCAUGUUCCUGGGCGUCGGCUACGUCCUCGCGGCGCUGCUCACCGCGAUCGCGUGCCUCUGCGCCGUCGCCUCGCGCUGCCUGCCGCCGGCCACGAUCCGCGCCGCCGCCGGCCUCGAGGGCGUCGCCACGCUCGUCCUGCUCGCGGCGGCGAUCGCGUCCGUCGUCGAGUUCAUGAGGCUGCGCGGCGCCUUCCAUAACGCGUUCGCUGCCGCCGGUGGUCUCGAGGUGCGCUCCGGCCGCAGGAUGUUCGGCUUCGGCUUCGCCGCCGCCGCCGCCGCCCUCGCCUCGACGCUGCAUCUGGUGUUCCUCUCGCGGGCGGCCGGGCAGCCCACCGGCGGCGGUGGCGGUGGGGAUGCCGCGUCGCGCGCCUUCGACGCCAAGAUCGGCGUGCCGGGCGCGGCUACGCCCGGGCUCCUCGGCCGCGUCACGACUUGGGGCCGGCACAAGUACGUCCAGGUGGAGAAGCAGCGGCCGGUGCUGCACCAGCGCGGCCUCUCCGGCGAGGACGACAGGCGGGGCCUCAUCGCGUCCGAGGGCGACUUCUCCCACGAGUACCCCAACGACUUCGCCCUCGGCCCCAUGCAGCAGCACAAGGGCAAGGGACGCCCCGGCGGCCACAGCAGGAACCCGAGUGCUGCGUACGACCCCCAUCCGAACGCUCCGUACGGGACACAGGUAGACACCGUGUACGACCCGCUUAAGGUGUGACACAUGUGGUCAGUUGACCAGUCAGGUGUUUGGUUGUGUGGAUGGUGGCGAUGGGGAUAGACGCGAGCUGAAUUUCUGUUCUCCCAGUCUGUCGAGUUAUAUUCCCAGCGUUCUUUCUCUGGGGAAUUUCC
Messenger RNA from Durotheca rogersii, 1464 nucleotides. RefSeq lists its product as uncharacterized. The coding region runs from base 179 to 1333 and encodes 384 amino acids. Gene Ontology annotation, biological process: fungal-type cell wall organization. Lineage: Eukaryota; Fungi; Ascomycota; Sordariomycetes; Xylariales; Xylariaceae. The transcript has 3 exons. Gene Ontology annotation, cellular component: cell cortex of cell tip; plasma membrane. The record is from RefSeq and is a predicted model, not a curated record.